Aedes aegypti (yellow fever mosquito) is the source of this 4619-nucleotide messenger RNA. Its product is annotated as acid sphingomyelinase-like phosphodiesterase 3b. Lineage: Eukaryota; Metazoa; Arthropoda; Insecta; Diptera; Culicidae. The record is from RefSeq and is a predicted model, not a curated record. Bases 1929 to 3854 code for a protein of 641 amino acids. The transcript has 10 exons.
CUCGUUCGGAUGUGUUUUACGCGGUGUCCUGUCUCAAGUCUCAAGCGGUGCGAUUUGAAGCAUCUCCGGAGUGCUGUUUUUCAGGCUGCCUAGAGUUUUUCCAAUUGCCCCCCUUUUGGAAGGAACUCGACUUCGAAGGUAUAGUAUUAGCCUCUUACGGGGGGAUUUUAACGAUGUCAUGAAUCGCGUGUGAAAGCGGCCAAGUGGAACCGUUCCCUCGACGUCUAAUGAGGCGUAACGCCCUUUGAGAGGGCUCUUAAAGUGCGAUUCCCAGACUGAUAUGCGGAUCGAGAGCGGAAUGAUGAAGGAUUAGCUAUUCCUAGAAAACGAGAAGAACGUGUUGUGUGAGGGAAGGGGGGUGAGGAGUGUUCGGGUGGAAGGCUCAAAAAGGAUGUUUCCCACGAAAUACACUGCUGAUUAGUAACGAUUGGCCUGACAGGUGAUGCGAAAAGGGCAAAUAAAGAAGCGAAAUUGAUGAGUUUUUGGAUGGGAGCUUUUUGGGAAACGUGAUUUGCAUGUGACGCAAAAUAAACCUCCGAAAGCGAAAAUCGGAGUGUGACGUGUGAUGUGCGCUUGAAUCUAAAGUGAAAACAACUCAGUGAGAUCAGAAGAUUGAGAGAAGAAAAGGGACCGGAGAACGGAUAUUCAAAGGGUUGGGAAAAAACUUUCAAGUUUCGACCCCAACGAAAAGCACUGGCAACGAGUGGCACGAGUGCUGAUACUGACCUGGCAGCUGGUAACGUGAAUUGUCCUUGUGCAAAACAUAAGAGAAGAAGAGACAUUGCAGGCCUCUGGAACGUUAACAAGAUCGCUUCAACCAGGGUGCAAACGCACGAACCACUCCAACUGAACCAUUAUCAUCAUCGUCAAACACGAAAAGCAACUUGAGCCGUAAGAAAUUGGAACUGCCACUUGCAAUCGACGAACAAUCGUCUGAACUCUGAACUGAAAUAAAAGACGGGAAAAAGCAAAACAAAGACCAUUUUCCAAACCCAAACUGCCGGGGAGACAUUUCCCAGUAAGUGGACGACGACGUGCCACGAAGUUCGGUUGAUUAUUUUUUAAUUCGAUCGACCUCGGGUGCCCCAGUCACCUGAAACUACGAGCACACUAGUCUGAACUUUGACACCAGGUGGAACUUUUGGUGGAAAACAAAAUCAAAGCUGAUACGUGAGCCUGAAAAAUUCAUAAAGUUUGGUGCACGCGCGGAACUUUUCGUUUCCAUUGGAGAAACUAGAGACAAAGAAGCUUUCGAAGGCUGGCUCAAAGAAUAGAGAAGAGUGGUGCGUUGGAUAAGUUCGUUUUCCAAGAUUUUUGUUUUCAGUAAAGUGAAAAUUGAUACUUAAGUGAGGAACACGGAACAAGUUCGAGGAGGGCUCGUGAAUGCGUGUACAAUUUCAGACGUGAGAAUAGUCUGCGGCAGGUUUCUUUUUUUUUUUUCGUUCGGCAGAGUAAACAAACACGUGCACAUAAUUGGGGGAAAGUGAUUUCGGUUCGGUUCGUGAGGUGUUGGGACCCCCAAAUAAAAAUGAAACAAUGGCAGCGUGAAACGAGGGAGAAAUAAAGUAAUUAUAUUUGUGCCGACCCAACCAUUAUUCCCACCUUGUUUCUAUUAGCUGUCAAGGGUGGAAAGUUUAGCCAAACACGUACCUUAAUUCGGUCGAACGGCGGGAGGUGCGAGAAAAUUUCCCUCGAGACGCACGCUAUCGGAAUUCGGGACGGCUAAUAACCGAGUUUUCCGCUGUGAGGAAGUGUGCGUGAAAUAGAUGAGUGGCUGUUGGGAAACUUUCACAGAGGGAAAACAAUUUGGCAAACUUGUGGCCAUGAUAAAGGACUGUUUCUCACGGUAGAAGACGACGGCGCAACAAAAAGACGCUUGCCCAAGGGACCAAACUGAAGACGACGACGACUUCCUAUAUGUCGAAUGCAUGAAACAUAAUGGAUUACCUGGGCGACUUAAAAUGGACCUCCAUAGACGCUUGAAGGUCUUCCGGGUCGUCGCCUUAACAUGGGUAUGCUUCAUUGCCAUAUACUGUGUUAAACUGACGGAGGCGAAAAUAGGAUACUUCUGGCACAUAACGGAUUUACAUUUCGACUCGUACUACAGCACUAAAGGAGACAUACUAAGAAGUUGCUGGGCAAACGAGUUCAGCUCGUCCUCCAGCAAUACUAAGAAGCCCGGCCCGUUCGGCGACUACAUGUGCGACAGUCCAUGGAGCCUGCUGGAGUCCGCAUCACAAGCCAUGAAAUCCAAACAAGGCGAUAACGUUGAAUUUGUGCUCUGGACGGGCGAUGGCCUUUCCCACGGAGCCAAACGACUGCACGAAGCGGCUAGGAUGGAGCUGCUUCGAAACGUCACCGAAUUGCUGAGUCGCACCUUCCCGUCGCAGUUCGUCUUCCCGGUGGUCGGUCACGACGAUGGCACGCUGAACUUUGGCCAACUCGGUGAACUGUGGCGGCACUGGCUGCCGUCGGAGGCUUUGCAGACCUUCGAGAAAGGUGGCUACUACUCGAUCGAACAAAAGCGCAGCAAUCUGCGGAUAAUAGCUUUAAACACAAACUUCAUGCGCCACGACCCGAAGUACUCGCAGUCGCACUCGUCAGCGGUCAAACAGCGUCCGGACGGGUCGAUUCAUUACGCCGGAGGCAUCGGGGGUCACGGGUAUGACCGGGAUCACCACAUAAACCUCGGCAAACACUACCACCGGGACUACAGCAGCCCCGGAGGAAUGGUGGUGGGGAGCCCUCACGGCUACCCAGUGUACAGUGAUAGGAGAAUUAGCGGCAGUUACAGCAGUGGUGGCGGCGGUGGAAGCAGCAGUAGUAUAGCGGACGGUAGUAGUGGUAGUAGCAGUAGCGGUGGUCACGCCAGUGCAUUAUCGGGAUCAAGCAGCCACGAGUCGGAGAAGCAGUGGACGUGGCUCGAGAGCGUACUCGCGCAGUCGAAGGAUAGUAAGAAAUUUGUAUAUAUAGUAGGACAUAUACCACCUGGUUCGGACGAGCGGCACAUUGGCCACAUGCCGUACGGACACACGAGUUUCACCGAGAAGAACAACCUGCGCUAUCUGCGGCUGGUGAAAAAGUACUCGGAGAUCAUUCAGGGACAGUUUUUCGGUCAUCUGCAUUCGGACUCGUUCCGGGUGGUUUACAGCGAUAGCGGAAAACCGAUUUCGUGGAUGAUGAUUGCGCCCUCGAUUACACCCCGGAAGAUGUCCGAGUCGAACAACCCGGCCAUGAGGUUGUACAAAUUUGACACCGAUACGGGACAGGUAUUGGACUACACGCAGUACUACCUGGAUCUGGAGCAGGCGAAUCAACUGGGAGAAGCGGUGUGGCAACCGGAGUACAACCUGACGACGUAUUACUACGGUCUCGGGGAGGUUUCAUCGGUGGCGCUACACAACCUGGCCGACCGGUUCACCAAUGCGGACGAUACGCAGUUUGCCAAGUACUACCGCGCCAACUCGGUCCGCCACUCGACGCAGACCUGCGAGGGCUCCUGCCUGCUCAAUCACUACUGUGCCAUAACGCGAUUGGAUUACCGCGAGUUACGCAGCUGUCUGGAAACGGCCGCCAAGGCGAUGGCCUCGAAAAAUGGCUCGACAAGUGCGCACGGAAUCGGACUGGUUCCACUGAUGGCCACACUGGCGCUACUGAUUGGGGCCUAUUGUGCCAGUGCUAGUGGUGGUGACAACAGAGUUCGUUAUGCUAUCUCCGGAUUGGGACUUUUGUGCGACAUCGGGAAGCUUCUGAUCGGGAAUGUGUGUGUUGUGGCCGUUUUACUGUGCGGUUGUGCAUCUUUGCUGUUGGGAUCGUCGCUUACCGUUGUUCCGGUGUCAGUGAGAUCAAAGUGAGAGGAUUGCGCGUGGUUAUCAAUUUUCGAUCAUUUAAGCUUUUUUUGGUACCCAGACUAAUGUCAGAGUGUAUUUCUCCACGAUGUAAAAAGCGGUCAAAAGAAACACCCAAUAGUUUACAUAUUCAUUAAAUUUAUUGAUUUUCCGAUUACCACAUCCGGUGAUCUGCUGCUGCUGCUACUGGUUCACUUCGUCCCAAAAAACAAAUUACGUAUGAGAGCUACACGUGCGGUAGGAAGUCUUCAAUUAGCUUAUUGAGUAAAGCUUCGGAUUGGCAAUCCGAAGACGACGGGUUCGAUUAUUGUACGUUCGAGGAGUUUUUGCUUGCCACUCAGUAUGUAGAUUCAUGCAAUGGACCGGUAUACGUCAUCAAUUGAUAACUAAAUUCCUAGAAUCAAGUAACAGAGACAAGCAAAGCUCCAGUGGGGACGUAGAAACAUGAAGAAGAAUCUCUACACACGCGUCGGGGGAUAGUGCUUCGAAAACAAUGUUAUUCUAGACUGGUUCAUCCUAGCAAAAGUUCUUUCGAAAAAAUAGGUUCAAUCGACGAAAAAUAAAACUUUGUAUCAAUCUAAUAAUUUCUUCGAAAAAAAUAAACCGGUAAAACAACGGAAAAAGCCUCCAUGGCCUUUCACUAAAUUGUGCCGCAAAAAAAAAGAGAUCGAACGAAAUAAAAGCCGCAAAGCUGGUGAACAAUGGAAAGUGCUAGCAAAUUUAUGUCACCAAAUUAUUUUUUACUCCUACCUACAUCGAGAGUCCCACGAG